Messenger RNA from Humulus lupulus (European hop), 2424 nucleotides. Its product is annotated as peptidyl-prolyl cis-trans isomerase PASTICCINO1. The transcript has 22 exons. Bases 327 to 2189 code for a protein of 620 amino acids. Lineage: Eukaryota; Viridiplantae; Streptophyta; Magnoliopsida; Rosales; Cannabaceae. Gene Ontology annotation, molecular function: peptidyl-prolyl cis-trans isomerase activity; protein binding. The record is from RefSeq and is a predicted model, not a curated record.
UCGAGUACGGUAACAUUUUUAUUUCUAACAAGAAAAUCAAUACAAUCAACCGUAGUGAUCUCUUCACUGUAUGAAUAACAACAUAUAGAAGAACUCUGCAAAUUUCAGUUUUGGUCAUUGAACGUUGAAAGUCGACGUUUUUUAGUCAAACCGAUCUCAUUUCGUCUUCUCCAACUCGCUCAAUUUCAGAUCUCCAAGCUCUCCCCCAACUAACCACUGCCGCCGCCUGCCAACCACCGCCCGUCGUCAUUGACUGGUAUUGUUCUGCUCUGCUAAUGCGCUUAUAGAGAAUGUUUGGAAUAUAAUUUCAGAGACUGUGAUUGACGAUGGCUACUGAAGAAGGUGCUGAACAAGGGUUUAUGCCUCAGAAGAAGAAAUCACCCUCUGAUGAAGAUAAGAGGAAGAAGAAGAUUGUUCCAGGAAGUUUGAUGAAAGCUUUAAUGCGGCCCGGUGGAGGUGAUUCAAGACCAUCUGAUGGAGAUCAGGUCAUUUAUCACUGCACCAUUCGAACACUGGAUGGAGUUGUUGUCGAAUCUACAAUUGCAGAAAAUGGAGGCAAGGGUAUUCCAAUAAGAAAUGUCCUGGGGAAAAGCAAGAUGUUAUUAGGAUUGCUUGAAGGGAUUCCAACCAUGUUGAAGGGUGAAAUAGCAAUGUUUAAGAUGAAGCCUCAAUUGCACUAUGGAGAGGAUGAUUGCCCAAUUACAGUUCCCAGUGGAUUUCCAAAGGAUGAUGAACUUCAUUUUGAGAUUGAGAUGAUAGAUUUCUUUAAAGCCAAGGUCAUUAGUGAUGACUUGGGUGUCAUAAAGAAGGUCAUAACUGAAGGAAAGGGUUGGGAAUCACCAAGGGAGCCUUAUGAAGUAAAAGCCUGGAUUUCUGCAAAAACUUUUGAUGGAAAAGAGAUUGUUUCGCGUACUCAGGGAGAACCAUUCUUCUUCACUUUUGGAAAGUCUGAGGUACCUAAAGGUCUUGAAAUGGGAAUUGGCACAAUGGCCAGGGAAGAGAAGGCAGUAAUAUAUGUUACAAGCCAGUACUUAACUCAGUCCCCAUUUAUGCCAGAAGUAGAAGGUAUUGAAGAAGUAUACUUUGAUGUGGAGCUUGUCCAUUUUGUUCAGGUGCGGGACAUGCUUGGAGAUGGACGUCUAAUAAAACGACGCAUACAAGAUGGAAAAGGUGAGUUCCCCAUGGACUGCCCUCUCCAUGACAGUUUACUACGUGUCCAUUACAAAGGGAUGCUUCUAAAUGAAGAAAAUAGAGUCUUCUAUGAUACAAGGAAAGAUAACAAUGGACAGCCUUUGGAAUUCAGUUCAGGAGAAGGCCUUGUGCCUGAGGGAUUUGAAAUGUGUGUCCGAUUAAUGCUGCCUGGAGAGGUUGCACUAGUCACAUGUCCUCCUGAUUAUGCAUAUGACAAGUUUCCUAGGCCUGCUUAUGUUCCUGAAGGGGCCCAUAUACAGUGGGAGAUAGAGCUUCUUGGCUUUGAGACGCCAAAGGACUGGACUGGUAUGAAUUUUCAAAGUAUAAUGGAUGAUGCGGAAAAGAUCAGAAGUACGGGUAACAGGCUCUUCAAAGAAGGAAAAUACGAACUUGCUAAGGCCAAGUAUGACAAGGUUCUUCGAGAAUUUAACCAUGUUAAUCCACAAGAUGACGAGGAAGGGAAAGUGUUUGUAGAUACACGUAAUUUGUUAAAUCUGAACGUGGCUGCAUGCUAUCUGAAGAUGGGAGAAUGCAAAAAAUCAAUUGAGACGUGCAACAAGGUCUUGGAUGCAAACCCCGCACAUGUCAAAGCUCUUUACCGUCGUGGUAUGGCCUAUAUGGCAGGUGGAGAUUUUGAGGAAGCAAAGAGUGACUUCCAAAAGAUGAUAAAAGUAGACAAGUCUUCAGAACCUGAUGCAAAAGCCGCUCUACUAAAACUGAAGCAAAAGGAACAGGAAACGAAGCAGAAAGUUCAGAAACAGUUUAGAGGAUUAUUUGACAAGAAGCCAGGAGAAAUCGCAGAUGUUGGAACCGAAGACGAAAAAGAUAAGACAGUUGCAAAAGAGGCAAAUGUGGGCAAGGAAGGAGACUCAGAUGGCAAUAGUUCUGAGGAUUCUGAUGAAGUUGUGGAGGAUGCGCGUCAAGCGAGGUGGUUUUCAUUUUGGCCUAGUGGGAAACUUUUUUCAUCACUUGGCCUGGAAAGAUGUACAAUUUUGUGAUCAGUAUGAGAAAUAAUAAUACGUUUUAGAAUUCAUUUCAAACCAGUUGAGAUAUUGGUUUGGUAAAAUUUAUUCAAAGAGAGACAAAAUAUUAGCAACUUAAAUGUAACCAACUGUUAUUUUGUUCCCUAAGAUGUGCAAAAUGUACGAGUUAGUUAGCUCUUGUUUCUUUGUAUACCAUAACCAAUAAAAGAAGUGUAGCCUUUAAUAAUUGAAACGAGAAAAUAUUUGUUCA